AGAAAUGGAACAAGUAUUUAAAAUCGGAGGGGGUACUAAGAGCAAGUUUAGCCCCAAGUCUUAAGACUUGGGGUGACAUCAUCAUUUUGAGUCUUAAGAUUUAUACUUAAGAUUUUUCUCAUUUUUCUUCAAAAAUCUCAAGCAAGUCUCAAGUUGAGUCUUGAAAUUUCAAGACUCAACUUAGAGCAAAGCCAAUGGUUGCCCAAAUCAAUAGUGGUCAUCAACUUUUUUUUAUUAAUAUCUCUCUCUUCCAUCUCAUCUAUGCCCAAUUACCAUGCCCAAUUAUGCCCACAUAUACCCAUUGGUUGCCCUCUAAUUUUUUAUGAUCAUAAUAUUCAUCACUAACUAAGAAAAUAAUAAUAAAAAAAUAUACUCCACUCAUACCAUGACAAGUGGCACACACAUAUUGUUUGCCCACCCUUUGCCAAUGGUCAUGGCCAUGACCUGGUCAUUAGAUUUCUCUCUCCUAAAGUAUCAUCUUUUGAAUUUUUAAAUAUUUUUUUUCUUUCUCUUUCUUGAUGCCCACCUUAAAUGGACAACCAUUGACUUUGCUCUUAAGACUUGAGAUUGGGACCCACUUCACCCACUUCACUUUUUUUUAACACUUUUCUACAUAUAAUAUGUCAAAUAUUUAAGUUUUAGGGCUAAAGUGAUAAAUUUGUGCAAGUCUUAGUGAGUCUUAACAAGAAUUUAAUGACAUCAUUUUCAAUGGGAACCACAAAAAAUGAUAUCACAUCCAAGUCUUAAGAUUUGGGACUAAACUUGCUCUAAACCAGUGUGAAUAUUCUUGUUGUAGAAAAACAUCACUCAAAGUCCAAAUGAAAACAAAGUAAUCUUGUCUCUCCGUCAAUUCUCCUCUCCAAAUUCCAAAAAGCCACCUCCUUAUUAUUCCUAAUAAACACCAUUCUCUUUCUCAACUCUUUACCAAUCAUGCCAUUACUCCUCACUCAAAUAAAAUCCCCCUCAUCAUCAUCAUGCUCACACUCACCCCACCAAACUCCUCCUCCCCCUCCCUCCACCUCCUCUCCCUCCUCCUCAAAUGCGCCCAUCUCAUCUCCGCCAACAACACCGCCUCCGCCACCGAUCUCCUCCCCGAAAUCUUCCACCUCUCCUCCCCUUUCGCCGCCUCUCCCGCCGACCGUAUCGCGGCAUUCUUCGCUCAUUCCCUCCACUCUCGUCUCCUCCUCCAUUUUCUCUCUGCUACACCUCACCCCCUUAUCAAAUCCAUCACUUUGUCUUCCCAACUUAAAUCCUUUCAUUCCGCUUUACAAACGUUUAACUCUCUCGCACCCUUUGUGAAAUUCUCCCAUUUUACCGCUAAUCAAGCCAUCUUUGAGUCCGUUCAUGGAUACGAUCGAGUACACAUUAUUGAUCUUGAUGUUAUGCAGGGUCUUCAAUGGCCUGGAUUGUUCCACAUCCUAGCCUCUCGUUCUAAGAAGGUUAGCUCCGUAAGACUCACCGGGUUUGGUCCUUCUUCGGAGUUGCUCAAUCAGACUGGCUCUCGCCUCGCUGAGUUCGCCGCCUCGCUCGGGUUGCCCUUUAAGUUUAACCCAAUUGAGGGUAAGUUCGGGGACAUGUCUGAGCUAGAGUUGACCCGAAUUGAUUUGAGAGCGAACGAGGCUACGGUGGUGCAUUGUAUGCAUCAUAAUUUGUAUGAUAUGAUUGGGUCUAAUUUUGGAAUGUUGAGGGUAUUGAGUAUAGUAAAGCCUAAGUUGGUUACAAUGGUCACUCAAAACAUUGAAAUUUUCGAAACGGGGUCGUUUUUGGAGAGGUUUAUAGAAACGUUGCAUUAUUAUUCGGCUAUGUUUGAUGCCUUAGGUGAGGGAUUGAGUAGAGACAAUGUAUUACGUCAUCAAGUGGAGCAACAACUAUUUGGGAGCGAGAUAAGGAACAUUCUAGCGUGUGAUGAUGUAGGUGGGGUGAGUGUAAGCCGGUGGGGGGACGAGCUUAGUCGUUUCGGGUUUGAGCCAGUGUCGUUGUCUGGUAGCCCGGCUGCACAAGCGAGUUUGUUGUUAGAGAUGUUUCCGUGGAAGGGGUACACAUUGAUGGAGGAAAAUGGGUGUUUAAGGUUAGGGUGGAAGGGUAUGCCUUUGCUUACUGCAUCAGCUUGGCAGCCUUCUAAUUAUAGUUGUGUUACUAAUAAUAGUAAUAUCAUGAGGAAUUAGAGUAUGGUUAUAUUUUCAUAUUACAAAGUUUGAUUGGAAUGAUGCAUUAUUGGAUCGGAUGAAUAUUGGGUGAUAGAGAAGAAGUACAUAAAGACAUAAAGUUAAUAAUGAUCAAAAGUUUGUGUAAAUGUUUCGACAAUAAUUGAAGGGUGAAGUAAAGGAAACGUACAUGUUACUUUUUGAGAAAUUGGAUUCUUUUUUUGUACUCCUAUUAAAAAAGUUUGUGAUCAAAAGUUGUAACACUUUUCAAGCUUGGUUUGAAUUUAAUUGUAUUUUCUUCAUAUGAGAAGCAUCUUGGAGAUUAAUAUUCAACGGUAAAAUAGUGAUUUUACAAACUCACGUUUUUUUCUUUGUUGGUAACUUAUGUAUCAUACAUUCACUCUCAAUAGUUAUAUAUCGGGGCUAACUAGACCUUGUUAGCUCAUUGGUCCACAUUCACCACAAACUCGAGUUUAACUGUUUUC
This is a messenger RNA of Chenopodium quinoa (quinoa), 2629 nucleotides long. RefSeq names its product scarecrow-like protein 23. NCBI's taxonomy places the organism in Eukaryota, Viridiplantae, Streptophyta, Magnoliopsida, Caryophyllales, Amaranthaceae. Gene Ontology annotation, biological process: bundle sheath cell fate specification; leaf development; regulation of DNA-templated transcription. The transcript has a single exon. The record is from RefSeq and is a predicted model, not a curated record. Gene Ontology annotation, cellular component: nucleus. The coding region runs from base 975 to 2165 and encodes 396 amino acids. Gene Ontology annotation, molecular function: sequence-specific DNA binding; DNA-binding transcription factor activity.